Phytophthora nicotianae INRA-310 is the source of this 2548-nucleotide messenger RNA. RefSeq lists its product as hypothetical. The transcript is spliced from 2 exons. The record is from RefSeq and is a predicted model, not a curated record. The coding region runs from base 379 to 2493 and encodes 704 amino acids. NCBI's taxonomy places the organism in Eukaryota, Oomycota, Peronosporomycetes, Peronosporales, Peronosporaceae.
GUCAAUAGGAAUGCAUGCUGUGGGGGUAAUCAAAUGAAAUAUAAACACUAUCGUCGCCGUCGGCGAACGACAGCCUCCAUGGAGGCAAAGUUACCAUCGUGGCCAUAGGCAAGAUGCCGAUCGAUGCUUACAAAUAGUUACGUAUCACAGUUAACCCCAUUUACAAUUCUAGGAGUAAAGUUAUCCAUUUGGUCAAAAACUGAGUGAAUAUUUAUAGGAUUCGUAUUGUUAGCCUGUAUUCGUCUCGUCAACGCCUUAUCAACGCCACGUUCGUGACGAAUCGUGCUGCCUGGCUUUGCUUUUAGACUGGUGGCUGGUCGUUCCUGCUUCGCCACUCUUCCAGCUUCUAAGACCUGAAUAUUCUCACUUUUCGUCGUAAUGAAAGAGCGCUUAGCUGAAAUCCUGGCGCUGCGCAGUGUGGUCGAUGCUCUUCAACAGGAAGACAUGGUGCGAGUGCUGGGUGAAGUCACCAUACUCUCCGAUGAGUAUUUGCCAAUGCUCGCGUUUCUCAUGGCUCCAGACAAUUUGACGUGCCUGGUCAGUUCAAUGCUCCAAGAACCUACACCAACAGCGAAGGCCACAGCAGCAGCAGCCCGACAGCCGGGAGAACCACCGUCAUACGAGGAAUACGCGACAGCAUUUCGAGCUCAUUGGGUAUUAUGUGUGUCAGGUUUCUCUCACCAAUUAUUAGCAGCUAUGAGCGCUCUGAAGGGCGAACCUCGAGCUUUGAUCGCCCACACUCUCGCCGAGUUCAAUUCACGCGAUAGCAUGACUCUUGAGGCCUUUGCUCGGUUUAUCACAGCCUUCAUGGAUCAAUACUCACCGCAAAUGUUCAUGGCACUUUUUGACAAAAAUAUUCGACAGCAGAAAAAUUUUCUCGAGUCGCUACUGUUGCUCGUAUUUUAUGAACCGUUGAGGGAUGUCAUGGUCCGAUUGUGUAAUGAACUACCGGGAACCGACUCGGAACCGGAAGUGGAGGCACUGGUUGGUAUCUCGCUCCUCCAACUUUCUCCGAUGAACCCCAUCCAGCAGAUUAGUGACCGCGUUUCGGAAAAAAUUCACCAGCGCGUGGCAAAAGAUAUCGAGACUGUGCGAUUUUCACGAAUGGUCUUCACUUGCGACUUGCUGACUGAUCUCAUCCAUGAGAAACGAGAAGGCAGUCUGGGAUUUGCAAUGACGAUGUCACUUGGUGAAUCUGGGUCAAAUGCUGAGCAGUUGAUUACAGCAGCUUUACGUGAUCUACAUGAACUCCCUACGUUGUUCGCGAAUGAAUCCUACGUCUUGAAAGUGCUGAACUCGCUGUUACAGCAAACUCAGUGUGGUUGUGUGACAAAAGCGGCUUUUUGUCGAGCUACCGCUGCUACACACGACGCUGAAGUUAAAGAAGGCGAAGAUUCCGUCACUGCGGCGUGCACAGAAGGCAGUCCUCAUGAAGAUUUGCCGUUAGUUUGGCAAGUAUUUCUAUCGCACUUACCUACAGUGUUAUCGUUCUUCUCAUCGGAGACAACAUCUCUACAGUGGCGAUUUAAGCCCACCCACGUUCAACUUGUGUACCUCAUGCUGCCAGUGCUGAAUGUGUCGUGCACCGUAGCAGAUACUCUGGUUAUUCGUACCAAGACGCUCGAUACUCUUCUCGAACUGAUCACACGCUUCCCCAAAGCGUCAAUCUUGCAUUGCGCUAUUGCCCGAUUAUUCAUUGUCGCUCUUGAGGAUUCUCCGUUCAUGUUUGGCAAGGAAUUACCGGCAUUUCGCUCGUCUACAGAUCCUCUACGUAUCCACUUGCUUCUGGGAGGUGCGCUCGACUUUGUGUUACAGAGUUACGGCUGGACAACGAUACCUGAUGCUGCUGCACGGGAAGCCAAGAAGCCGUCACCGCCUCCUGCUUUCCUGGACAUCGCUAUCUCAUUGGAUCAAGCACUUACAAGCGCCUUUGCACAUUCAGCUCAACUUUUCAUGGGCAACUCAGCAUUCGAGCGCUGGAAGGUCUUCCGUCUUGAAGUGCUUUUACCGAUUCAAACACUUUGGGAAGAGCAGUACCAGCCACCACCGGCACCCGAAAUGGGACCUUCACCGACGCUUACAGCGAUGCUUUACGGAGAAGGUCACAGACAGCCGCAGGACGAUUUACCAAGUGAUACGAAACACCGGAAACAAUCCACGGAUGGUAUAGUCCCUGCAACAAUAUCUGGUGAGGCUGCCAAUGCGGAGAUGCCUGGAGAUUCGAAGCCUGGAGAAGGUUCCAGUACCUCAACAGAAGCGGGAAAUGUUCAAACGCAACGAGAGGGAGGUCCAUGCGUCUCGGUAUUAGAUUCACAAUCAAGUUCGACCUCAGAAGCAUCAGCAAUAGCUGUGCACGACGUACCCACACCACUAUCUGCGCUGUACAAUGAAGAAGAGAAGCGUAUGAUGCUUAAAGUUAGCGAUGAUGAUACAGUAUCGUCGUCCCCUCCCAUAGCUCUGGUGAUGCCUGCUGCAGUACCACAGACGACAUAGCUUCUGUUCCGAGUACCGUUAGAUGCAUCGGUAAUGGAUAAUCAAACAGCGGGGC